CUUCCUAUGCUAAAUAAUUAUGGUAAGAAUUCAGCAUUUAGGAACACAUUCUGGUCUCAGUUGUACCCCUGCAAAAAGCUGCUUGUGUUUGCUAAGAUCAAAUCCUGCAGUAAAUACAGUGGGAUCAUAUCUUUGAAUCCCAGUGCAUCCCAAAGUUGACCCAACAGCCAAAUUCAGAGGGUGACCUUGUGAUGUCAGGGAAGCUGGACAAAACAACCUCCUUGAGUCUUUAAGGCCUGUAUUUACAAACACUGACUGAGGUCUGUCUUCAGUAAUGCUGAUUGAAAAUCUGGAAGAGUCUUACUGCAAAAAGGUGGCACUUUCUUCUGUAACUUAGUGGUUCCUGAGCCAAAGAAAUGCCAGUGAAUCUGGUAUUUGAUAACCCGUGAAAUUGUAUUGCUGAUAGCGAAGGAGCAACAGGUGGAAAGUGGUGACUACCUGACCAGUCCCUGAUGUCUGAACAGUAGAAACCUUUCAGCUGGCAUUUAGGGAAUGAUGAGAAAGUGGAGAUCAAGAGACCGCUGUCAGUCAUCUCCCACUGAUGCCCUCUUCUCUGCUGCCAUAACCAUGCCAAGAGUAUGUCAUGUUUCCAGAGAUGGGUGGUUUCCAGGUGUCACCAGGAUGAGGAAAAAGAACUGAGCAACCACCACAAGUAGACAUUUGUGCUGGGCUUACCUGUCUAAUUUAGAUUUUGCCUGAGAUAAUUUUAUUUUUAUUGACCCUGAGUUCAGUAUUUGGGAGCAAGCCCUACAUGCUGUGGGACAGGAGAAUGUGCUGCCGCAGCUCACCCCCUCCUGGGGUGGUGAAGCUGGCAGAAGGAUUUAUUCUAUGGAAAGGACCAGAACAGGCACCUUUGAAGUAGCUGCUAAUCCGUGUAACCACGGAAAUUUUUGAGAAGGCUCCUUGGAGACCAUGAGCAGACCACUAAGUAAAUACUCCGGGGUAAGCUGCCAAAUCUCCCCUCUGCAGUUGGCACCACAUAUGUGGCCAUGUCUCCACUGCACUGGCUGCCACACCACAGCCAUGGGGCCUUGUGCCAGGACCUGGCAGCCUUCCCUCAGGGUGUUCUCCUUGGAGAUGGGCUCUGUGACCAAACAUUCUUAACCUUGGAGCAGCCCGGAGAGAGAACGCAGGCAUUCAUUGCUCAGCAGGUCAUGUCACUUCGUCCAAAUCUUCACCAGCAGUAUGUGCAGGCCUGCCAAAACUUGGGCCAAUCUGAAAACCCCUUCAUUGCUCACAUGCUUCAGGAAGCUGAUAAAAAUGAUGAAACAUGGUCAAAUGGGAUCACAAUAAAAAUAGCUGGAAAUAAUCAUCUAGUGCCUGUGCAAAGAGUUACAGAUGACAAUCUUCAAGCUCUCACUUCUGUCUUACACAAUACGGCAUUUGUUACAGGUUUGGAUCUUAGAUUUAAUGUAUUGACUGAUGCUGGAGGAAAGCACAUGGCAAAAUUCCUUGAGAACAACUCCACUCUGCGGUACCUGAACCUGAUGCUUAAUGAUAUUGGCACAAGGGGAGCGGUGCUGAUAGCAGAAGCACUCCGUAAGAAUAAAACACUUCUAUAUUUGAGAAUGACUGGAAACAAAAUAGGAAGACAAGGUGGGCUCGCCUUUGCCACAAUGCUACCGUCUAAUUCAACCUUAGAGAGGCUGGAUCUUGGAGACUGUGAUUUGGAUACGGAGUGUCUAAUAGCCCUGGCAACAGCCCUGAAUCUGAACCAAUCAGUCAAAGCAAUAAACCUAAAUCGUCCUUUACUACACAGCCAAAGGGAAGAGACCACAGUUCAUGUAGCUCUGACAUUGAAAAUUAACUCUUCUCUUUUGGAACUACACUUGGGCAAGCAUGAAAUGAAAAACUUUGGUGUACAGCAACUGUGUGAGGCGCUGUAUAUGAACUCCACCCUGAGAUACCUUGAUCUUAGCUGUAAUAAAAUUACCUGCGAUGGUAUAAAAUUUUUGGCAAAACUAUUAGAAUGGAAUGAAACCCUGCAAAUCCUAGAUCUGAACGCAAACCGAAUAGAAGAUGACGGAGCCAUCUACCUGAGUGAAGCCUUGGCGUCGUACAACAACACUCUUCAGGCGUUGUCAGUAACAAGCAACAAUAUAUGUGGCAAAGGACUUUUAGCUCUUUCAGAUGCAAUGAAAAGAAACACAGAACUUUCUUAUAUUUACAUCUGGGGGAACACAUUUGAUGAAGCCACCUGCAUGGCAUAUUCAGAAUUACUUCAGACAGGCCGCCUGAAACCUAACUGUACAGAUGUGGAACCGUUUGAAGUGGAUGGGCACAUUCACCUUGCGGAGCUCUCCCAUGGCCUCAAGAAGCAUUACUACUGGACACCCAGUUUUGGGGAGGAGAUGGACAAAGACGCUAAUGCCAGUCUGGCGAUUGCACCUGUUUCAGAAAACCUGUGAGUGAGGCAGCAGCUCGAUGCACUCCCUGUGCUUGAGGUUUUCCUAUCUGGUUUCUAGUAAAAUGGAUUAAUCAGUAUCAAAGUUGCUGCAUGUUGUUUCUUCAGGGUCUUUAGAAGGAAACUAAAAGCACUCAAGGGGGCAUUGGAGAAAAAAUAUCAAACCAGUGACCUUAAAAUUUGUUGCUAAAGAUGCCCAAGCUACUAGCAGCCUUAAUUUUGCUGCAGUUAUUUCUAUUGUACACUAUCUCCUUUGCUUUACCACGGUUAGAUGUAGUUCCAGGGUUCCCAGGUGAUGGGUGAAUUUAAUAAAAUGUGAAGAGGAAAAUCAUUUUCACCACGGCACAGUGCACUAGGAGUGACACUAGGUGUUCAUAGCAGCAACAGGGAAUAGAACAGUCACUGGCACAUAAGCAAUUUGUGCAGCAGCACAAACGCAUGAACUGAACUCCCAGCAGCUGACCUGUUCUGCUCUGUUUAGGACACCUUCUCAGAUCAGGAUUUUUAUCAAGGGCUUCUUAUCUCAUAAAGAGGCAGGGGCUGGAUCAGAGCAGCAGCAGCGCCUGUGGAUGAAGUUCCAUGAUCACAGGGUCCUCUCCCGCAGCAGCAGAGCUCUCAUUGUCCUUCCCAGGCUACAGUCUCUGCAGGCCUGUGUCCACAUAGCCGGGAGAGCCCACUGGGAGUGAAUGUUAUUGCACCUCUGCAGGCUGGAAUGCAGCCAGGCAGAUCAAACCGACAAAAACGGACACCCAGGAGUGCUGCUGGGCACCAGCUUUGCCUGGCAGUAAAUCAGAUAUGCUUUAAAAAAUGGUUCCUGUUAAAGCUGAGAGGUUUGGGUAAACCCCUUUGUUGCUACUGUUCUUUAUAUACUCUCUCCUUUGACUUAGCAAUGCUGUGCUUUUGUUCUGUUUUGUUUUUUUAAAACCAAGUUAAAUGAACUUAAGUGUUUCACAACCAUAACACUGGAACUUUAAAGUGAGCAAACUGACUUUACUGGUAUAUAAAUGGUAUUUUGAUGAA
This is a messenger RNA of Columba livia (rock pigeon), 3424 nucleotides long. RefSeq names its product leucine rich repeat containing 34 (gene LRRC34). The transcript is spliced from 11 exons. The record is from RefSeq and is a predicted model, not a curated record. Gene Ontology annotation, molecular function: protein binding. NCBI's taxonomy places the organism in Eukaryota, Metazoa, Chordata, Aves, Columbiformes, Columbidae. The coding region runs from base 990 to 2408 and encodes 472 amino acids.